This is a messenger RNA of Rhinichthys klamathensis goyatoka, 840 nucleotides long. RefSeq lists its product as uncharacterized. Bases 1 to 840 code for a protein of 279 amino acids. The transcript is spliced from 3 exons. The record is from RefSeq and is a predicted model, not a curated record. Lineage: Eukaryota; Metazoa; Chordata; Actinopteri; Cypriniformes; Leuciscidae.
AUGAUUAACUGUGUUGAUGUAUUGGACCUCUCAUGGGUGAAGGACGACACAGAGAGAGGGCUCUUCACCCACGUCCAGGUGUACAAGCAGAGUACCGGCGUGAUGAAGAGGCGACGGGUGAUGAAGUCAGACCGGAUGUGGUUCUACCCUCCUGAACCUCCAGGGUACGUUAGUGGCGCUGUGCCAUCUCCAAACCUCUUCUUUCGGAGUCGUAUCUUGGUCUGGCGGCCUGUUGGGGUAUGGAGAUACUCGCUGAAGUGCCCCCGUGGUGAAGAAUGCGUGGGUAGAGGAAAGGACGUUCACCUCUACAAGUCUGGCUACCACACCAAGGUUUGUCACAUCUGCGACGUGUCCAAUUGGUACACCAUUUUGACGGAGGUCCUUUGCUGUGGACCAUGCACUAAAGCAGGCAGGAAAGGUGAAGGUGGAAAGGUUGGUCGUUGGUUAGCAUGGGAUAAUGCUAUCCUCUGCCAACUCAGCAAGGCUCACCAAGCCAUGUUCCCAGCCAUUCUCACAUUUAGACGUGGUGUGGACAAGAACGUUGUGCGGCUUUUGAGGGACCGGACCGAGGGUAACACCAUGACCAAAGUGUGGCGGCAGAUUCAAGAGAACCACGUGGAAGACUAUCUCCACAGGAAGGAUCUGUAUACCACCCUCCUGAUGACUCUGGUAAAGCCUGGGGGGAUCGUGUCAGCCUUGGGGCACACGUUUGAGGCUCCACCUCCUCAAAGAGAGCUUCCCUUUGCUCGUCUGCUCCGUCAUGCCUUCCUGCUGGCAGAGGCCAACAAUGUACAGGAUUAUAGGACCCAGAUUCUCUCCACAUUUGGCACUGUGCUUUAA